AUGGCUCCGGCACUGACCCCUUCAGGGCGGCCGCCGGACACCGGAACCUCAAACACAUCUCUGUUAGCGACGGAUGGGCCAACUACGACACACUCGACAUCGGAUUUGUCCCUAAUGGUGGUGGAAUCUAGUCCCCUGAAGGAAGAUUGCUCUGUUCCUGAUGUAGCCACUAAGCGACCAAUCUCGUACGCUCGGGCGCUGGCCGGGGGUGAGAAGCAAAGGGCGCUGGCUGUUCAACAGUGGACUCCUAUUGGGGAAAACGAUUUGGUCCCUGGGCAGAUCAAUGGAGAGCCGGCCUUGAAAAUCUCUGCUGGUUUCAAAGGUCGCUUAUGUGCUCCGUGGCAGAAAACACUAGUAGUGCGCCUACUGGGCCUUCGCAUCAGCUUCACCGCAUUUUGCUCACGACUUCGGGGACUCUGGCGACCUGCAGGGGCAAUGGAAAUUAUGGAUCUGGAUGACGCCACCUAUUUGGUUCAAUUAUCCAACGAGCAGGACUACUUCAAAGCCCUCACGGACGGACCUUGGGUGAUCUAUGAUCAUUAUCUCACGGUGCAACAAUGGACGCCAAGCUUUGGGAUACAAGAUCCACUGCCAAAAACCAUGAUCGUGUGGAUUCAGCUACCGGCCCUCAAGGUCCAUUUCUAUCAUCAAGAAGUUCUAACCUCCCUGGGGAACCUUAUUGGACGCACAAUUAAACUGGACUUUCACACGAUGAAUCGGCAGCGCAGGAAAUUCGCCCGCUUGGCGGUGGAGAUUGACAUGUCAAAAGCUUUGGUUCCUCGGAUCUACCUGGAUGAUCACUGGCAAAAAGUGGAGUACGAGAACCUCCCGAUUGUUUGUUUCGAGUGCGGGAAAGUGGGCCACAACGCCGACAGUUGCUCCAAACGCCGACCGACGACCCCAUCGGAGAAGGUUCUCCCCGCCGGCGAGCAGAGUUUGGUCACCUCAGGGACCGUUCCGGAGGAUGCGAAACUGGGAUUUGGGCCUUGGAUGCUCGUUUCCAAAAGAAGCCGCCGCAACUCCAGGGAUCACACCAAGAAAGGAAAGACAGAGACUGAUGUGGGGAACGGGUCGCAAGGGCAGAGUAAUAAAAACGGGAAAGGUGGGAUUAAAUCAAUAGAGAAGGAGAAGGAGAAUCUUGGGACGGUGGUUACGGCGCAAAAGCCUGUGACAAACCAAGGAUCAGCUAAUCAGGAAGGGAAAGGGAACCAGACUCGGAAAGGGGAUGCUGAUGCGUCGGUGGCGGCCAAAGUUAUUAGCAAAGGAAAGGAACCGAUGGCAGACCUAAGGGAGGAGGGCAAAGGGAUCUUGGGCUCGGGCCCAUCUAAAACUCGUAUCAGGGGCAAUGGUAUUAGGCCCUUUCUAGAAACCUACCACCCCUCCGCUUCGGGACAACCGGAUAGGCCCAGGAGUGUUGAUAACAUGCUUAGAGACCUAAGCCCAUCUCCGCCUGCGGGAUUGAUUUCCUCAGCGGGCCAAACUUCAAAUCCCUCUACUGCUAAUCUGGUCAGCUCUUUUAUCGGGCCGAAUGGAACCAGGAUGCAGAUUGUGGCGGUUCCUUCCUCCCCUAAACGAAACAAACUGGCGGAGGCAAGUUCUCCUUUGGCGGGCGAGCGGACGAAAAGCAAGAAGGGGGCUCGGCGGCAGGCAAAGAAAGGAACUCCGGUGAAGCUACAGGUGUCCAAGGCUCUGCAAGUCUGGACUCCGGUGAAAGAAAGGAAGAACAAAUCCAAGGCUCGGCUGGCGUCUCUCACUCUUGAGGAGAUAAACGCCUGGACCUGUGCUGCGGCAGAGAGGAACGAUCGGACGCCAGACCACGAAAAGGAGACGGCUGAGCCUCCCGAGCAGAGUACUCCGGCCGCGGACACGAGCGUGUCUGCCGUUCUCUAA
Messenger RNA from Linum trigynum, 1890 nucleotides. The record is from the annotation of a GenBank genome assembly. NCBI's taxonomy places the organism in Eukaryota, Viridiplantae, Streptophyta, Magnoliopsida, Malpighiales, Linaceae.